AUGCUUCCAUCCUCGACGCUCACUCGACCUCAGUUUCAGGAAGCAUGCAAAGCUUUCCUGCUGAAAUAUAAUUCUCAUGGGUCUGGUUUAGCUGAUGCCCAUUAUAGAGGUUGGGAAUGGUCAGAACAUGCUACAGUGAAUGGUUUUGGCUUUCUUUCUCGCUCCGUUAUUUCUUCUAUGAGAGAACAGCUUCUGGACCACAGCCUGAAUGAGGAGCUUGUGGAUGAUGCCUCCGUGGCGUCUAAUGAUGAUGAAGCCACGUCCUCAUUUUCUGCCACCGAAGCUGUCAUCUCGACCCAAAGCGUGGUCUUCUCUCCGACUUUCCAAGUUCCAGUUUUCUACUUCACUGCCCAUAAUUCAAAAGGAUCUCCUCUUGAGUUAGCGCAGAUUAUGAAAACUGCCUUGUUUCGUCGACAUGCCUUUUCAGAGACAGACGUCACAGCAUUCGCGCUCAGCAGUACCAGCUCUCCAUUUCCGCUGUUGUCUCAAGGCGAUCACCCCACACUUGGAACGCCGUCUUGGUAUAUCCACCCGUGCGAAACGCCGGCGGCUCUUGCCGAGCUGACAUCUGAAGUCAUGGCCGAGGCGAUGCCCGAGGAGGGGACUACACGGUGGGCAGGAGACGCAGGGUUGAUCCGAUAUAUGGAGAUCUGGUUCAUGCUCCUUGGUAAUGUCGUUGACUUGAACCCAUGAGCGAUUUUCUCCCUUCCUGUAGUUCUGCGUACAGUGAAUUGACGUUGGGUUUCCCGGAAUAAUACUUUUCACAUGAG
Messenger RNA from Heterobasidion irregulare TC 32-1, 770 nucleotides. RefSeq lists its product as uncharacterized. Bases 1 to 693 code for a protein of 230 amino acids. Gene Ontology annotation, cellular component: intracellular anatomical structure. The record is from RefSeq and is a predicted model, not a curated record. Lineage: Eukaryota; Fungi; Basidiomycota; Agaricomycetes; Russulales; Bondarzewiaceae. The transcript is spliced from 3 exons. Gene Ontology annotation, molecular function: Atg12 transferase activity. Gene Ontology annotation, biological process: macroautophagy; protein lipidation; protein modification by small protein conjugation.